CUCUCGGGCAAAGAUAUGAAAGAAUUCAUGGAGAAGUCGUUAACACAAAUGUGCCAACAGCUUACCAAUGUUGUCGACGAUCGGUUUGCUCACUUGAAGAGAGAAUUGUCUGCUGAUAAUUCAGCGACGCUAGACGCCUUUGCGAACAAGAAGGCUCGCUUAGAGAAACCUCGAUUUAAGUUAAAGGGCAAUGAGCAGCAAUAUAAUCACCAGCUUGGUGUGCUGGACACAGUGGAAAGUGCUACCACAGCUCUCGAGCAUCAAGACAUCCAUAAAGCUAUCAGUUUCCUACAAGAAGGUAAAGUAGCCAUACUGUAGUAGCAAGAAUGAAGCUUAUCAAAUUAGCUGAUACGAGCGACCAUGGUUGGCAAACCGUAGCUGAAUAUAUGACUAACGAGCUAGCCGAUAACUCAGAUGACGAGAAACGGAUCGACCGCGCAGAGAAAACUGCUGAAAAGAAGCCGAAGAAGGCCAAGGCAUCCAAAACAUCAAAGUCUCGGCCGUUUCCUGGCUAUCCAAACCGCAUCCCAUAUCGUAAUUCUAUGCCCUCACGUCGACCAGUGUUCCCUGACCACAAUGGUCCACGCGGGAAUGCAAUUGGGCCUUGUUAUAAGUUAAGUGGUACAUCCAUGUAUAUAGCAUUGUGUUUUGCUUUAGAGUCACAACACUAUAGGUCGACAGCCGUCAUACGACUGCUUUGUUCUUACCUCGAGCGUUUAAGCAGCAAUAAACACAAAGUGCUUCAAGCAACAUGUUGCUGUACGUGUGUGUGUUUAUUCGAUAUAAUUAUAUUAGAUGUUUUAACUAUCUGCGUUACGCAAUUAAGCAGAUAAUUUAUAUAUAUCUAAUGGUUUGAUAUUCAGAAUAAUGUUCUGCUAUGAAUACAUAACUAUGUUACAUUGUUAUGCAAUAGUAUAAAAGGCGUAUACAAGACUUGAUUAUUCCUCACUGCUUACACGUUCUUCAGUCAAACUGAAUUUCUAUUUAUUAUAUUAAUGUUGAUGGUCAUAUAUGUUAUUCUAUUAUUUACAGUGUUUACAGUAGAAGUUGCAUGAUCUGCAGUGUGAGGAGGAAGAUCAGGUUGGAUUAUUCCUUUUUAGUUCUAAUAGUGACGAUGUGCAUGGAGUUUUUGUAGUGAUAGUGUGCGUGGGGGGCUUUACAGGUGUUCAAAUUACUGGCGUGAUACACUUAACGCCUCCCAGUUUGUGCAAAGUAUAGUGCAGGACGGUUAUAAGAUUCCAUUUCGGUCCAUUACAGAGACCAGUUUUUUAGCUAACAAUAAAUCUGCCAGGGAUCAUCCUGACUUUGUCUCAGAAGCAAUUGUUAAAUUACUGAAAGGUCGAUACAUUGAGGAGCAAUCAGAACCACCCUAUUGCGUUAAUCCUUUGUCUGUUGCUAAAGGAAAGAAAUUACGUUUAGUUCUUGAUCUCCGCAACAUUAACGGGCAUUUGCUCAAGCAAUCAUUUCCAUAUGAGGAUCUUCGAUCAUUAUCUCAAUUAUUUGAACAGAACUUUUGGUUUUUCACAUGGGAUCUUAAAUCCGGUUAUCAUCAUGUUGAUAUUUAUGUCGCACCCAGAAAAUUUCUAGGAUUUUCGUGGAAUUUUAACGGGAAGUUGAGAUAUUUUAUUUUCUGUGUUUUACCUUUUGGCCUAAGUUCAGCUUGUUAUUGUUUUACCAAAUUACUUAGGCCGUUAGUGAAACGAUGGCGUAUGAUGUCCUACGCCUCUUUUGUCUAUUUAGACGACGGUAUUUCCGGUCAUAAACGUCGUAUUGAUGCUUCUGCGGCCAGUAUUAUUCAAAAGAAAGAUUUAUCGUGUUCCGGUCUUAAAACGAAUGAGGAAAAAUGUCAUUGGGAGCCCAUGCAAAUCGGAGAAUGGCUUGGUAUGAUUAUUAACGCCAUCAAUUUUGAAUUCGAAAUUCCGCCUCGGAAAAUCGAGAAAGUUAAGAAAAACAUUCAGUACAUUUUGUCUUCCAAUCACGUUUCAUAUCGAGAACUGGCAAAAAUCGCCGGUUUCAUCAAUUCAUUGUAUUUAGCUGUCGGUCCACCUGUGAGGCUUUUUUCGCGGCAACUCUUUUUCAUAAUUUCUCAGAGAGAUUCAUGGGCAGGGCAUUUGGAUAGCGUCCCACAUCUUUUUGAUGGAGGAAUUGAGAUUUUGGUUAGACAAUUUACGUUAUCUAAACGGGUAUAACAUUCGGCCAAAAGUGUCUUUAGAACCUUUAACAAUCCACACUGACGCUAGUGAGUAGUGGCGUUGGUUAUGGUGGUUAUUUUACCUCGUUGAGGGAUGUAAAUAUACACGGACAUUGGUCCGUUGAGCAAAGUGGUAAGAGUUCCACGUUCCGGGAGUUAUCGGCUAUCCUACUAGUUUUGAAAACUUCUGUGCAACGUUUACAGCAUAAAAAGGUGAAAAUAUUUUCAGAUAGCCAGAGCGCCUGUCGCAUCGUUCAAGUCGGGAGUAGAAUUUUCGAACUCCAAAAUAUUGCAGUAGACAUUUUCAACAUUUGUUUCAUUAACGACAUUAUGAUUGAAACACAAUGGAUUCCUCGAGCAGAAAACAGGACUGCCGAUGUAUUAAGCAAAACCAUUGAUUUAGAUGAUUGGAAGUUACACCCAGAAUUAUUUGUUAUGCUUCAUAGAGCAUGGGGUCCUUUUACUAUUGAUAGGUUCGCCGCUAAUUACAAUACACAAUUACAAAGAUUCAAUUCACGAUUUUGGUGUCCUGAAACAGAGGCUGUUGACGCAUUUACUAAAAAUUGGUCAAACGAAGCGAACUGGGUCUGUUCGCCAGUGGCUUUAAUCAUUCCCGUCAUUAGACACAUGUCCGUGUGUAAGGCCAAAGGUACCUUUAUAGUUCCUCGUUGGCCGUCCGCUAUUUUUUGGCCAGCCAUUAAAACCAAACCUGGAAAGUUUGCUCCAUUUGUUAAGGACAGUUUAGUUUUACUAAAAAAAAAAAAUAGCACAGAUGUGCAUUCCUGGUGAAGGGCAAUUGAUAGCCUAUCAAAAGAAACCGUCCGUUUUUACGGGAACACCAAGUUUUGACUUACUGGCUUUACGGGUAGAGUUUUAAAGCAUGAUGAUUAGGCUUGGUCUUUAGCACCGUGUCUUUUUGACAAAUUGUGGCGUUUCAAAGCAUUUUAUUUAUUUUUUAUCCUCAUGUCUUUUCGACUGAUUCGCUCCAUUUCUGGUGUGAUUGUUCUGUUUAAUAGCACUUUGCUACAGUAUUUGGUUUAUUUGCUGAUAACGCAACUAAUGUGUUGAUUUUCAAACACUUCAAGUUUGCAUUUUUUCAGGGGUUUUGGCCACCAAAUUUUGGUUACAAAGUCAUCUCAUCGGUCAUUCGACCUGUUCAUGUAAAAAUUAAAUUUUACAUUUGCCUUUUAACGGCUAGAUACAUUUUCGUAAAAAAAAAAUAAUUUUUAUUUAAUUAAUGCAGUCUUUUAGUGCUGUCAUAUCGUCGUGUGACGAAUGUAGUCUUCGAAGUUUAUAUUCUAUUAUGAUUUACUUAUUUCUAUUUAGAUGAGUUUAAAAUUGGAGUGUGGGAGGAUUUCUCCAAAAUACAGGAUCCUUCGCUUGUAUCGUUGGCUUCCUCGCUUUCUCGGGUUGUGUUAAAUGCAAAGGAUCGAAAUACGACAGUCCGCUAUGCUUACGGAUGGAACAGAUGGAAGAUCUGGUCCAUGUCUAAGAUUGGUGUUUGGUACCUUCCUGCUCAGCCUAUGUUCGUGGCGUUAUAUCUGCGUCAAUUCCUAGAUUCCGCCAAGACAACUUCACCUGUGGAUACUGCUGUGUAUAGCAUUCGUUGGGGGCAUAUUUUGGCCGCUUACCCUACCCGACAGAGCAACCGUUGGUUCAAUCUACCUACGAAGGCUGCCGACGAAUUCUCUCUCGACCAAGAGAACCUAACGAUCCUGUCCCACCUUACAUGUUAG
Messenger RNA from Paramuricea clavata, 3927 nucleotides. The record is from the annotation of a GenBank genome assembly. NCBI's taxonomy places the organism in Eukaryota, Metazoa, Cnidaria, Anthozoa, Malacalcyonacea, Plexauridae.